Anoplopoma fimbria (sablefish) is the source of this 705-nucleotide messenger RNA. RefSeq names its product UBX domain protein 10 (gene ubxn10). The coding region runs from base 4 to 705 and encodes 233 amino acids. The record is from RefSeq and is a predicted model, not a curated record. NCBI's taxonomy places the organism in Eukaryota, Metazoa, Chordata, Actinopteri, Perciformes, Anoplopomatidae. Gene Ontology annotation, molecular function: protein binding. The transcript has a single exon.
UCGAUGCAUUUAACAAGGCCAAAGUCCUCCAAAGGGCGAAGCAGACCGGCUGUUAACGACUCUCUGCAGAGGCCACCUUUGUCUCCAGAUUCUCCCAUGCACAGCAGGCCGGACAGAAACCUACGCUCCCAGUCCCAGCCCAUAAUGUGGCCCAGCCAGCUGAGCCAGGAUGGGGUCCUGCAGAUGUUGCAGCACUCCCCUGCAGCUCCAACGCAGUCCUUAAACAAGUACAAGGUGCUUCCAUCUAUAGGGAGAAGGCAGUCAGAUGUGGGGAGCCUGGACCAGAAGAUGUCCAAGCUCAGCCUGUCUGAUGAUGCUGUCCUGCAGCAGAGACACGAGGAGCCGGAUCCACCCACAGUGAAGGAUGUGACCCGGACCAGCAGCUCUGAAGUGGGCAAGAGAGCUGGGCCUAAGCCUCCUGACCCAGGACCGAUAAUGACCAAAGAAGCUGGCAGUUUGCUCCUAGCUAUCCGAGCACCAUGCGGUAGGAGGUUUCAGCAGCACUUUGAACCCACAGACACUCUGCUGAUGGUGAGAUCCAGUGCAGAGCUCAUGUAUGCAGCGGAGUAUGGAGAGGCUUCCAUCGAGACCAUGGAUCUGCCACGCAGGACCUUCACAGACAUGGAUAUGACCUUGGCCCAGUGUGGCAUCUUGAACAGAUCGGUGUUGUGCAUCUCACAGAAUGAAAGUGUGGAGGAGUACUAG